AUGGCUGACACCUCCAAGUUGCACCCUGCGACUACAGUCACCAAUAUCAAAUCAUGCAUUCCUAUUGUUCUUGACUAUGAAGGAAGCCAAUACAACAACUGGGCUACCCUCUUCAAGCUCCAUUGCCAAGCAAACUUGGUGAUCGACCACAUACUACCUCUUGCCUCCCCCACCGUGCCACCACCGGCAACGGCAACCGAGAAACUUGCUACGAAGGCUCUAUGGGAACGGCUAGAUGACAUUGUUCGUCAAUGGAUAUAUGGUACAAUAUCGAAUGAUCUUCUCAACAUGAUCAUUCAUCAAGAGGACAUUGCAGCUGAGGCAUGGAAUCGUCUUGUUCAUCUUUUUCAGGACAACAAAUCGGCUAGGGCUCUUGCUCUUGAUGCAAAAUUCACCAACACCAAAUUGGUGGAUUUUCUGAAUGUGAAAGCAUACUGCACCAGGCUAAAAGUUCUUGCAGACAAUCUUGCAAACGUCGGCCACAAAGUUUCCGACGAACGACUUGUGUUGCGUCUUCUGCGAGGAUUAUCGGAGGAAUAUAAAACCUUUCGAACGACGGUACAACACCGUACUCCUCUCCCAUCUUUUGACGUUGUUCGGUCGAUGCUUGAACUUGAGGAAGACAGCCAUGGCGAGGACGCCAUCCACGACUCCGGGUCGAAUGCUGUUCUCGUUUCCUACAAUGUUAAUCCUCACAAUUUUUCAAGUAAUGGGCAGUCCAACAAUUCUGAGAAUGGUUCUAAUAAUCGAGGAAAUUCUCACAAUCGCGGAAAGAAGAACAACCGCGAUCGCAGCGGCGGAAACCGCAACAGCAACCGCGGUGGCACAGGAAACGGGCAGAGCAGCGGCGGGGGCAGCCGGCACACCGCCCAGGGCAAUCUGCUCGCAGCAUCGCCGAACCAAGGGGCUGCUGCCCAGUUAUAG
Messenger RNA from Lycium barbarum (goji berry), 924 nucleotides. RefSeq lists its product as uncharacterized. NCBI's taxonomy places the organism in Eukaryota, Viridiplantae, Streptophyta, Magnoliopsida, Solanales, Solanaceae. The record is from RefSeq and is a predicted model, not a curated record. Bases 1 to 924 code for a protein of 307 amino acids. The transcript has a single exon.